Molecule: messenger RNA, 1398 nt
Organism: Penicillium canariense
Lineage: Eukaryota; Fungi; Ascomycota; Eurotiomycetes; Eurotiales; Aspergillaceae
Product: alpha-amylase
Exons: 2
Coding region: 1-1398 (465 amino acids)
Biological process (GO): carbohydrate catabolic process
Molecular function (GO): calcium ion binding; alpha-amylase activity
Source: RefSeq, a predicted model, not a curated record
AUGGGUUUUGAUGCCGUUAUGAUUUCUCCGAUUAUCCAAAAUAUUGACGGUCGGGUUUCCUACGGCGAAGCCUACCAUGGAUACUGGCCGUUGGACCUUUAUUCUCUCAACUCACACUUCGGAACCUCCCAAGACUUGCUAGACCUGAGUAAUGCGCUUCAUUCUCGCGGCAUGUAUUUGCUGAUGGACACGGUCAUUAACAACAUGGCGUACAUUACCAACGGUAGUGACCCUGCCACGCACAUCGACUACUCGGUCUUCAAGCCUUUCGACAACGCAAACUAUUUUCAUCCGUACUGCAAGAUCACGAACUGGGAGAACUUCACCGAUGCGCAACUUUGUCAAACAGGUGAUUUGGAAGUUGCUCUGCCGGACCUCUUCACUGAACACUAUGAUGUCGAACAAUUUAUGGAGAGCUGGGCAAAGGACACGAUGGAAAAAUAUUCGAUUGAUGGACUGCGCAUUGAUGCUGCCAAACAUGUCAAUCCAGGCUUUCUGAGUAACUUUGGAAAUGCUGUGGACACGUUUAUGACGGGAGAAGUUCUUGAGUCAGAGGUGGAUAUCAUUUGUGACUAUCAAACCAACUACAUUGGGAGUUUGCCCAACUAUCCCAUCUACUUCGCCAUGCUGAAGGCAUUCACAGAAGGGAACACCAGUCUUCUCGUGAAUACAGUGGAAGUGAUGAAACUCGCGUGCCCCGAUGUCACUGCCCUGGUCUCUUUCUCUGAAAACCAUGAUGUUCAAAGAAUUGCUAACAUGACGGAGGAUAUCUCACUCGCGAAGAAUAUUGUGACCUUCACCCUUUUGUUCGACGGCGUUCCGAUGAUUUAUCAAGGCCAAGAACAACACUUCAACGGUUCAGGCACCCCGUGGAACCGAGAAGCAUUGUGGCUAUCUGGUUACAAUACUGGCACCGAACUCUACAAACUCAUCGCGACGAUGAAUGGCAUCCGAAAACACGCCUGUACUCUGAACGCGGAUUACGUUGACACCAAAACGCAUUCCAUCUUCUGGAGUGGAAGUGAGAUGGCUUUCUCCAAGGGUGUCGAGGGACGGCAGCUCAUAAUGCUUCUAAACAAUCAAGGCAUACAAGGCAAACCCUACACCCUCACAUUACCCGUCACCUAUAAUGCUGGCAUUGAGGUGACCGAUGUUGUGAGUUGCCAAACCUACUGGGUCAAUAACUUAGGACAGCUCCUUGUCGAUAUGGACAAAGGAGAGCCCCGGGUUUUUUUCCCUACUCAGUUGAUGGGCGGCAGUGGCCUAUGUGGUUACUCUUCACAGAAUAUUUCCUAUGCUGAACUCGUAACGGGGCAUUCUCUAGGGGCCAAGACUAAAGGAGGCGCCAGGCAAACCCUUUUGCUGGCACUCUUUCUGGGCUUACUAGGCAACCUUUGA